Messenger RNA from Priapulus caudatus, 1530 nucleotides. RefSeq names its product sodium- and chloride-dependent glycine transporter 1-like. Gene Ontology annotation, cellular component: membrane. The coding region runs from base 238 to 1530 and encodes 430 amino acids. The record is from RefSeq and is a predicted model, not a curated record. The transcript is spliced from 9 exons. Gene Ontology annotation, biological process: sodium ion transmembrane transport. Lineage: Eukaryota; Metazoa; Priapulida; Priapulimorpha; Priapulimorphida; Priapulidae.
AGCAAUCGACGCGUCCAGCGAAUAAGGACCACGGACACGGGACCUGGCACAGUGCUUGAAAGCCUCAAGGUCUCCAGGUCUACAGGGCUCUGGCAUCGAUAUUAUAGCAGAUUUUAGCCGACCUACGUAUUCACGAUUAUUUUUUCUUCCUUAUACCGGCACAGAAUAUUUAGUCGCGCGGCAGUACGGCGCUGUCCUUUAUCGUUCUUCACGACAAGAGGCGCCAUCUAGUGUGCGAUGGACAAUCCGGCAUUAUACCGCGAGCAGGGCCACGGGUCUCUGCAACAAGUCUGCGCGCUUGUUGAACCGCUGGCUAUGGACGAGGAGGAUGACAAUGACGAUGAGAACAAAGAGCGCGGUAACUGGAGCGGCACGUUAGCUUUCUUCCUGUCAUGUCUCGGCUACGCCGUUGGUCUUGGCAGCGUGUGGAGAUUCCCCUACCUCUGCUACCGGAAUGGAGGAGGUGCGUUUUUCAUACCGUACCUGAUCAUGCUGUUCUUCGUGGGACUGCCGCUGCUAUACCUGGAGCUAUCUCUCGGACAGUUUGCAAGCCUUGGACCGAUCGGGGUGUUCCGAAAGAUUUCACCUGUGUUUCACGGUGUCGGGUAUGCGAUGGUGCUGCUAACGGCGUUGUCAACCAUCUAUUAUAACGUCAUUAUAGCGUGGAGCCUCUACUACCUGUUUGCAUCCUUCCAGAAGGUUCUACCGUGGUCGGGCUGCCAUAACGAAUGGAACACAGACUCCUGCUGGUCAAAAUCAGAAGAAGAAGAAUGCAUGAAGAGUAACGGCACCUACCACGCACGUCGGUGUUAUCUGAAUCUCACAUCAGAGGAAGCGAAUGCUUGCGACCAGCUGUCGAACAAUGAAAGCAGUCUGCGCACAUCAGCAAGCGAGGAAUACUACAAGUACAAGAUGCUUGGCCUCACGACCAGUAUCGAAGACUAUGAGGGAGGUCUCAAGUGGGAUCUGUGUCUCUGUCUGCUACUAAACUGGAUCCUAGUCUACUUGUGUCUCAUUAAGGGCAUCAAGAGCUCCGGCAAGAGCGCUGAUCACUUGCGGGCGCAGCAAAGAAUCCGCUUCUACAUACACCAGAUCUGGAGCGUGCUCACUAAAAUUCCCAGGUAUCGUGGGGUGAUCAUGCAGUUUAUCAACACUCACAGUCUGUACGCGCGGCGGAUUCAAUGCGUUGAUUAUUCCCUUACAGGUCUUGGCAGGGACUCAUGCGUUGAUAUUCCACUCAGGUACGUGGGGGAUCCAAGUUGUUGUAUCACACUCAAGGUGUGGGUGGACGCAGCAGGACAGGUAAUCUUCACGCUAGGUGUCGCCUCUGGCGGCAUGUUAACGCUGUCGAGUUACAGUCGCUUCAGAAACAACUGUGUACGUGAUGCUUUUAUGUUAGCGCUUGGAAACUGCACAAUGAGCUUCUUCGCUGGAAAUCGUCAUCUUCUCCAUCUUGGUCACAUGGCCUACGACCUUGACAAGGAUGUGAGUGAGGCGCCCAUAGUGGUGCGUGAAUUAUACUUUAUCUAA